UUCCUUUUCGUCAACAUUACAGUUCAAUUCGACUGCUUCCCGGUAUACGACAUAAACGGUAACGUAGACGCAACCAACGUAAAGCGCCAUGAAUCCUUUAAGCAUUUUUUGUCUGGUGGCCGUUUUGGCUGCAGCAACAACGGUGUGCGGCAGAAGCAACUCAAUACGUGAUAGCUUGAAGCCCACUGAGUGGAUUUCUCCACGUGAAUUGGAGAAUGCACCUUCAGUGGAUGAGAUCACUUUCGAAAAGUUGCAGGAAAUGCCCGCUGAGGAAGCCGCUGAUUUGGUGAACAAGAUUUAUCACUUGUCGCAGUUGAGCCGGAAAAUUGAGCCCAGUUAUGCACCUAGUCCCAGCGAUAUUCCUGCCUACACCUACACACCCACUGGUCAGCGCGUCAACUUCAAAUUGAAUCAGUUGGUAUCCACCGCCCAGCAACAGCCCCAUUUCGGCAAGCAAGAAGUCACCAUUUUCAUCACUGGUCUCCCACAACAGAAACUGCGUGAUGCUGCACGCGCCAACCAGAAGCUCGUACAAGCUUAUUUGCAGGCUUACAAUGGACAAGUGCAAGUACAAGGUGGUCAGAAUGAUGAUUCUGAGCAGGAUACUUCAUCAAGCGAGGAAGCCUCUAGCCGUUCAAGCAGUCAACCUAAACCUAGCGGUAAUUUAGUGGUCAUUGAUUUGGGUGCCGUCAUACGCAACUUCGAAGAACUCGCUUUGCUCGAUAUCAACCGCGUCGGUGCUGCUAUCGGUAACAGUUUGGUGCAACUUACCUCGCAAACGGAUGUACCACAGGAAGUGAUCUAUAUUGUUGCACAAGGUAUUGGCGCUCAUGUUGCCGGUGCUGCUGCUCGUCAAUUCACACGUCAAACCGGCAACACUUUGCGCCGCAUCACAGCUAUGGAUCCCUCGAAAAUUUUCGCCCGCAAACCCAACACUUUGGUCGGCUUGGCUCGCGGUAAUGCUGAUUUCGUUGAUGCCAUCCACACUUCGGCUUAUGGCUUGGGUACCGCUAUGCGUGUCGGUGAUGUUGACUUCUAUCCCAAUGGCCCAUCUGUUGCCAUGCCCGGUACUGAUGACAUUAUCGAAGCUUGCUUACGUGCUACCCGCUACUUCGCCGAGACAGUACGUCCAGGCAAUGAUCGCAACUUCCCAGCUGUCGCAGCCGAGUCUCUACAACAGUAUAAAAACAACAAUGGCAAUGGCAGACGCGCUUACAUGGGUAUUGCCGCUGACUACGAUUUGGAGGGUGACUACAUUCUGCAAGUGAAUCCAAAAAGCCCCUUCGGUAAAAGUGCACCAGCCAAGAAACAGAACUCCUAUCAUGGAAUACAUCAGGCAUCCGGUCGCAAUUCGAACAACUAAACUACGGUUAAAGGCGGAAAAGAAAAUGGCUAAGCUUUAAAUAGAUUUUGUAUUUUAUUUUCAUUGCAUUAGAACUUUUUUAUACUAUACCCUUAAAUUCCGACAUAAAGCUGUAAAACUGAUUUGUAAAUAAACGCAAUUGGUAUUAAAGAA
This is a messenger RNA of Zeugodacus cucurbitae (melon fly), 1516 nucleotides long. Its product is annotated as vitellogenin-2. The transcript is spliced from 2 exons. The record is from RefSeq and is a predicted model, not a curated record. NCBI's taxonomy places the organism in Eukaryota, Metazoa, Arthropoda, Insecta, Diptera, Tephritidae. Gene Ontology annotation, molecular function: lipase activity. Bases 89 to 1363 code for a protein of 424 amino acids.